AUGACCACUGUCAACCAAGGGGCCGAUCUAGGCAAACCCGCCAACCCGUCUCCAAAGAGACGGGAUCAGCCGAGUCUGCGUUCGCGUGCACAGAAACUGCUGAAGUCACAACAGUACAACUGCUCCGCAGACCGCUAUUUUGCCCAGCUGGGGCCUAAGAGCUCACGCGCUGGCCGUCCAGCACCGGAGGACGAAGCCACCUGCUGCUGCUGUUAUGUUUGCGGCUCCGCCAGGACCGACAAAAACCGUCGCACAGUCGACGAAAGGAAGUCGACGUGGACUCGGUCUCGCAGUUACGGUCCCUAUUCACAAGAGGCAACUCGUGAGAGCGCGCGGCAAGGACAUGGCGAUGUACAGCACAAUGCUGCCGGCGAAGCACACUGUGAGAACGACACCAUGCUGCUGGCUAACAAGCUACGACUGUCAAUGAGGAAACUACAGAAGUCAGCAGAGAACCUGCUGGAGCGAGUCCGCUCCUCGAGUCGUGACCCACCGCUACCGCCAGCGCUGCCUUCACAAAAGGGUGUCCGCGAUGUGGCAAAGUCGCACCACCACCACCACCACCACCACCACCACCGUGAACAUCGUCAUCAUCAUCGCGCGGCAAUGGGUGACCCGCCAAGAGAUCCGACAGCUACGAGGCGCCACCACAGUCUCCCGGUGCACUCACCUCGAGAGGACUUAGACGUGCCUGCCGUCCCAACUACCGAGCAGGAGGGUCACUAUGACUCAAAGUCCCGACAGCGUUCCGAGGAACCAAUAGAAAAUCAAAAUAACCUGCUCAUGGGAGGCUCUUAUGGACAUUUGUUUUCACGGCAGGAUCCCGGUUACACGGUCUACGAGCGACAGGAAGAAGCAUGGAUAAGGCCCCAACUCGAUGGUCAUUCCGAUACAUCUGAUGAGUCAAAUGAUGCAGUUGGACUGGAGGUGGACGGAUCUUCUGCAAGCUGUCCUCGCCAAACAUUUGCCGCUCAAACUGCCUUUGCAUGGGAUACGGAGAGUGAGGAAGGAGUUAGCCCUUUAGGGACUAAAAAACAAAGCGAUCUCCACUGCCUGCAGAACUACGAUGAUGCCAAUUGUGAAUAG
This is a messenger RNA of Dibothriocephalus latus, 1086 nucleotides long. The record is from the annotation of a GenBank genome assembly. Lineage: Eukaryota; Metazoa; Platyhelminthes; Cestoda; Diphyllobothriidea; Diphyllobothriidae.